CCGCCGACUGAUUGGUGGGCGGAAGAGUUUUCUUCCGGCAGGAAGGGCCGGGGGGGCGGGCCUGUGGGGAAGUGAUGGGACGGGCUUACCGGGUUGGGCGGGUCCCAUCGGGGAGGGGUUUGUGGGAGUCCUGCGUCCCCCGCCUGCAGAGGAGAUGGAUGAGGACGGGCUGCCUCUCAUGGGGUCAGGCAUAGACCUGACCAAGGUGCCGGCUAUUCAACAGAAAAGAACGGUGGCUUUUCUAAACCAGUUUGUGGUGCACACUGUGCAGUUCCUCAACCGCUUUUCUACAGUUUGUGAGGAGAAACUAGCAGGCCUUUCUCUUCGUAUCCAACAAAUUGAAACAACUCUCAAUAUUUUAGAUGCAAAGUUGUCAUCUAUCCCGGGCCUAGAUGAUGUCACAGUUGAAGUAUCUCCUUUAAGUGUCACUAGUGUCACAAAUGGACCACACUCUGAAGCCACUUCGGAGCAAUCACAGCAGAACAGUACACAAGACUCUGGACCACAGGAAAGUGAAGUUUCAGCAGAAAAUAUCUUAACUGUAGCCAAGGAUCCAAGAUAUGCCAGAUAUCUCAAAAUGGUUCAAGUGGGUGUUCCAGUGAUGGCAAUAAGAAACAAAAUGAUAUCAGAAGGACUAGACCCAGAUCUUCUUGAGAGACCAGAUGCUCCAGUGCCUAAUGGCGAGAGUGAAAAAACUGCAGAAGAAAGUUCAGACAGUGAAUCUUCCUUUAGCGACUAAGCUACAAUUACACGUGCAUGGGUAGCAUUCACAUUCUAUGAGAGCGAGCCUGCACUCUAGCUUACAGUCAUAAAAACAUCAAGUGGACCACAUAUCACCAACCUUCCUGUAUGUUUAAAAAAAUAAAUAAAGCGUUUAUAACCUGCCAA
This is a messenger RNA of Nycticebus coucang (slow loris), 888 nucleotides long. RefSeq names its product WASH complex subunit 3 (gene WASHC3). Gene Ontology annotation, biological process: exocytosis; actin filament polymerization. The record is from RefSeq and is a predicted model, not a curated record. Gene Ontology annotation, cellular component: WASH complex. NCBI's taxonomy places the organism in Eukaryota, Metazoa, Chordata, Mammalia, Primates, Lorisidae. The transcript is spliced from 7 exons. The coding region runs from base 155 to 739 and encodes 194 amino acids.